Molecule: messenger RNA, 1666 nt
Organism: Mesitornis unicolor (brown roatelo)
Lineage: Eukaryota; Metazoa; Chordata; Aves; Mesitornithiformes; Mesitornithidae
Gene: PPAT
Product: phosphoribosyl pyrophosphate amidotransferase
Exons: 11
Coding region: 1-1410 (469 amino acids)
Biological process (GO): purine nucleotide biosynthetic process; purine nucleobase biosynthetic process
Molecular function (GO): amidophosphoribosyltransferase activity
Source: RefSeq, a predicted model, not a curated record
AUGGGGGGCCAGGAGAGUGCUGGAAUUGUGACAAGUGAUGGAGAGUCAUCCCAGGCAUUCAAAGUACACAAGGGAAUGGGUCUUAUAAAUCACGUCUUCAAUGCAGACAGCCUGAAGAAGCUGUACGUUUCAAACCUGGGUAUUGGGCACACAAGGUACUCCACCUCGGGAAUUUCUGAGCUGCAGAACUGCCAGCCCUUCGUUGUAGAAACUCUUCAUGGGAAGAUUGCUGUGGCGCACAACGGGGAGCUCACAAACGCUGUACGACUCAGGAGGAAGCUUAUGCGGCACGGUGUAGGCCUGUCGACCAGUUCUGACAGUGAACUGAUCACCCAGCUUCUGGCUUUCACACCUCCUCUAGAAAAUGACGAUACAGCCGACUGGGUAGCAAGAAUAAAAAAUUUAAUGAAUGAAACUCCAACUUCGUAUUCAUUGCUAAUUAUGCAUAAAGACAUAAUCUAUGCAGUACGUGAUCCAUAUGGGAAUCGCCCACUCUGCAUUGGUCGCCUUAUUCCAGUAGGGGACAUGAAUGGAAAAGGUAAAGAUAACAGUGAAACAGAAGGAUGGGUAGUUUCGUCUGAAUCCUGCAGCUUUUUGUCUAUUGGUGCAGAGUACUACCGAGAGGUCCUUCCUGGAGAGAUUGUAAAAAUAUCCAGAUAUGAUGUCCAGACACUGGAUGUUGUACCAAGACCUGAAGGAGAUCCGUCAGCAUUCUGCAUCUUUGAAUAUGUUUAUUUUGCAAGACCAGACAGUAUUUUUGAAGGUCAGAUGGUGUACUCAGUCAGGAGAAGAUGCGGGCAGCAGCUUGCUAUUGAAGCACCUGUGGAAGCAGACCUGGUCAGCACUGUUCCAGAGUCUGCAACCCCAGCAGCUCUUGGUUAUGCUCAACAGUGUGGACUACCAUACGUUGAAGUACUCUGUAAAAAUCGGUAUGUAGGAAGAACGUUUAUCCAGCCAAAUAUGAGGUUACGGCAACUUGGUGUUGCAAAGAAGUUUGGCGUCCUGUCUGAUAAUUUUAAAGGCAAGCGAGUUAUUAUCAUUGAUGAUUCAAUUGUGAGAGGCAAUACCAUUUCACCCAUAAUAAAACUACUGAGAGAAUCAGGAGCCAAAGAGGUGCACAUCCGUGUGGCUUCACCUCCCAUAAGAUUUCCUUGUUACAUGGGAAUAAACAUUCCAACUAAAGAAGAACUCAUUGCCAACAGACCUGAAUUCCAUGAUCUUGCAAACUAUAUAGGAGCAGACAGUGUUGUGUAUCUUUCUGUGGAAGGGCUGGUAUCGUCUGUGCAAGAAAGCAUCAAAGCAAGACAAGAGAACGAGAACAGCCUUAAAGCCCAGAAAUCGCGGCUUGGAAAGAUUGGUCAUUGCACAGCGUGUCUCACUGGAGAGUAUCCCGUGGAGCUGGAGUGGUGAAUCCUUAAUGGGUGGACAUCAGUUCAGCCGUGGUUGAAUGUAACUUGUUCAAAGAUGUCUCCUUGCUAAUAGCCUUUACACAUGUAGGUAACACGGAAAGCCUAUUACAGCUUACUAAUUACUGUUACUAAAACACAUCAGUACAGUACAGACUUCCAGAAAGUCCAAUGUGCUAAUGAAAACAAUGGAAGCAGAUUAAAAUACAAAAUCGUAUAGUUCUGAUGCACAGUUGUGCCUUCUAUCUUCUCAUAUUAUA